Molecule: messenger RNA, 2457 nt
Organism: Molossus molossus (Pallas's mastiff bat)
Lineage: Eukaryota; Metazoa; Chordata; Mammalia; Chiroptera; Molossidae
Gene: RCBTB2
Product: RCC1 and BTB domain containing protein 2
Exons: 13
Coding region: 87-1739 (550 amino acids)
Molecular function (GO): protein binding
Source: RefSeq, a predicted model, not a curated record
ACAUUGAUUUUGUUGCCUUCUGAAGGACCCCGACUGGAGCUGGAGAUCAAACCCCCAACACAGGGACUGCACUGGACUGAGUCUAUAUGGAAGAAGAACUCCCCCUUAUUUAUGGAGAAAGUGGCAAGCCAGUACAGGCCACUCUGUCAUCUUUGAAGAUGUUAGAUGUGGGAAAGUGGCCAAUUUUCUCCCUUUGCUCCGAGGAAGAACUGAAGUUAAUUCGUCAGGCUUGUGUCUUUGGAAGUGCCGGCAAUGAAGUUUUAUAUACUACAGUAAAUGAUGAGAUCUUUGUGCUUGGCACAAACUGCUGCGGCUGUUUGGGAUUAGGUGAUGUCCAGAGCACCAUUGAACCUCGGAGACUGGAUUCUUUAAGUGGCAAAAAAAUAGCCUGCCUCAGCUACGGGAGUGGUCCACAUAUUGUUCUUGCAACAACAGAAGGAGAAGUCUUUACCUGGGGUCAUAAUACUCAUAGCCAGCUGGGCAAUGGGACAACCAAUCAUGGUUUGGUGCCCUGUCAUAUCUCUACUAAUUUGUCAAACAAACAAGUGAUUGAAGUUGCCUGUGGGUCUUAUCACUCUUUGGUGCUAACAUCAGAUGGAGAGGUAUUUGCCUGGGGUUAUAAUAACUCUGGGCAGGUAGGAUCUGGAUCCACAGCUAAUCAGCCGAUCCCUCGAAGAGUCACUAGCUGCUUACAGAAUAAAGUAGUUGUGAACAUAGCAUGCGGGCAGAUGUGCUCAAUGGCGGUGGUGGACAGUGGGGAGGUUUAUGUCUGGGGUUACAAUGGAAAUGGGCAGCUCGGACUUGGCAGUAGUGGCAACCAGUCGACCCCCUGCAGACUAGCUUUGCAAGGUGUUCACGUCCAGCGGGUUACCUGUGGCUAUGCACACACAUUAGUAUUAACGGAUGAAGGCCAAGUAUAUGCUUGGGGUGCAAAUUCUUACGGCCAGUUGGGCACUGGCAAUAAAAGUAACCAGUCCUAUCCUACUCCUGUGGUUGUGGAAAAGGACAGAAUCAUAGAGAUUGCAGCCUGCCACUCUGCCCACACGUCUGCCGCCAAGACCCAGGGCGGGCACGUGUACAUGUGGGGCCAGUGCCGCGGCCAGUCGGUCAUCCUGCCCCACCUCACCCACCUCUCCUGCACCGACGACGUGUUUGCCUGCUUUGCCACUCCCGCGGUCUCCUGGCGCCUCCUGUCCGUGGAGCCCGACGACCACCUCACAGUGGCCGAGUCACUGAAGAGGGAAUUUGACAACCCCAACACCGCAGACCUGAAGUUUCUGGUGGACGGAAAGUACAUUUAUGCUCAUAAAGUCCUUCUCAAAAUUAGGUGUGAGCAUUUUCGUUCUUCGUUGGAAGACAGUGAGGAUGAUACUGUAGAAAUGAGUGAAUUUUCAUACCCUGUUUACCGAGCCUUCCUGGAAUACCUGUACACAGACAGCAUCAGUCUUCCCCCUGAGGAGGCAGUAGGAUUGCUAGAUUUGGCUACGUUUUAUAGAGAAAACCGUUUGAAAAAGCUCUGCCAGCAAACGAUCAAGCAAGGGAUCUGUGAGGAGAACGCCAUCGCCCUGCUCUCUGCUGCUGUGAAGUACGACGCCCAGGAUUUAGAAGAAUUCUGCUUCAGGUUUUGCAUAAAUCAUUUAACUGUAGUAACACAAACUUCAGGCUUUGCAGAAAUGGACCAUGAUCUCCUGAAGAACUUCAUCAGCAAAGCAAGCAGGGUUGGAGCCUUUAAAAAUUGAUCCUCACCUGCAGGAAAAAAACUUCAGCAUUUUUAUUUUCCCUGCAAAAGCUAGAGAAUAACUUUUCUUUAAAAGCAUUCAUGAUGAGCUACCUGUGGCUGAACACUCACAUUCUGUCAGGAGGGAUGGCGCCCAGUCCCCAUCGGCUGGAAUAUCCAAAGUUGAUAUAGAAGGCAUUAAACGCUCUGCUCAGAUGUGACUAAGCUCCAGGGAAAACAAAAUAUCUUCUUAUAUUUACCAUUUCCUCUUUCAAGUCACUUAAGUUGGACACUUUUGGCAUAUUGGUCUAAGUAUAUGCUAUUCUGACCCAAUGUUCUGCUAUUCAUUAGGCUGCUAUCACAUAGAUAGCUUGACAAGGAAUGCUGUCUCCAUCACAUUUUUAGCAUCCAGCACAGUGCCUUGCAUAUAAUAGGCACUCAAUAAAUUUAUUAUAAAUCUUAAGUGCGCCCUGAGAAUAGCUUUAUCUGUGGGCUCUUGGAUGAAGGGAUGACUUGCACAAAAACAAAUUUAAAACAGCCUGCAUCUAUUAAGGCUCCUCUUCUGGUGCAUCGUUCUGAGAAAUAGCAGCUAAUUUAGAGCAUUAAUUAGAAUUCACAAAGGCCUUGGCACAUAAAUUGCCAAAGGCCCAAGGGCUAACUUUAAUUUUCCAUUUACCGAGUCAUUGAUUUCUCAUAUGGGAUUACUGAAUAUGAAGUACUGUCUUUGAAUAAAUGUUAUU